Patiria miniata (bat star) is the source of this 1788-nucleotide messenger RNA. RefSeq lists its product as uncharacterized. The record is from RefSeq and is a predicted model, not a curated record. Gene Ontology annotation, molecular function: zinc ion binding; ubiquitin-protein transferase activity; protein binding. The transcript has a single exon. Gene Ontology annotation, biological process: positive regulation of DNA-templated transcription. Bases 1 to 1788 code for a protein of 595 amino acids. Gene Ontology annotation, cellular component: chromatin; nucleoplasm. NCBI's taxonomy places the organism in Eukaryota, Metazoa, Echinodermata, Asteroidea, Valvatida, Asterinidae.
AUGUCCGAUCUGUUGCUGUCGUUUCAAGGAUCCCAAGAUGCUGGACUGUCUGCACAGCUUUUGUCUGAAGUGUCUGGAAGAGAUGAUGAGCAAACAGAAGCCAGGGCAGAGAAGAUAACAUGUCCAGUCUGCAGGAGAGAGACGCAAGUUCCUGAUGGAGGAUUGCAGAGUCUUUCUUCGUCUUUCUUUCUUAGUUCUCUUGUCGAUGAGGUCAAACAACAGGAGGCAGUAUUAGGAGAUGCAUCGGCACCUACCGCCACAUGUGACUGCGGAGAAGGCAAGGAGGUCAUUUGGAGGUGUCUUGAUUGUAGUGAUAACCUCUGCCAGGAAUGCCGGAAAGCCCAUGAGAGGGUCAAGUCCACCAAAGACCAUCGAAUCAUCUCAUUGGGAGAUUGGCACAAAUCUAAGAUCCCUCCAGCAGAACACAGCAAACCCAUCACCCGAAUGUGUACGAUCCACCAUGACCAUCCUCUGUGUUUCUUCUGUGACACAUGCGACACCUUAAUCUGCUCAAUGUGUGCCGCAUUAGGUCAUCGGUCGGCAGAGCACAAUUUCCUAAACAUUGAUGACCUGAUCAGGUCCUUCCGCAGUGAGGUUGAAAACAUACUGCAGAAGUUCGAGAAGAGCAGGCAGCACUUCAAAUCUACUGAAAAGUCAAUCCAACAUGCACGAAAUAGAUUACAAAAGAAACUGGCUCAGGCUCGUAGUGAUAUUGAUGCAAAAGCGGAGGCAGAGAUCACUAAAAUCAGAAACAAAGCAAAGCUUCUCACCGACAAGGUCAACGAAAUCGGUCAGGAGAGAGUCAGUAAGUACGAAAAGGCGCUCACGCACAACCAUGAGCAGAUGGAACGCGCAGAUCAGACCAUCGCGGCAGUAAAUGACUUGAUGAGUCAAGCCGAUGAUUUUGAGCUUUUGGAGCUCAAGCCAAAGGUGAUGCACAACUUGGAAUUCCAGGAGCUCAAGUGUGAACCGGCGAAUUAUGGUCUGUCAUUCAUUGGUGUCAGAUUUCAAGACGUUGUGAGUGAUGCAGAUCUUGGGGAGGUCUGUGUCAGUGAGAAAUGGCAGUUAAAGGAAGAGUUCGGCAAAAGAGGUACCGGUGACGAGGAAUUUGACUUCGCCACGGCUGUUGCAUGUUUCAGAAAUGGAGACAUCGUAGUAACUGACACAAUUUUAAAACGGUUAUCGUUGUUUAGCUCAACUGGUCAGUAUAAAACAUCGGUCGCUCAGGGAGAUGCUAAGCAUCAGUUGGAAGCUCCUUUUGGCGCUGCCAUGACCCAUGAUGAUCUGCUUUUCGUCACGGACAAAAAGAAAGUGAAGGUUUUUGACAAUGAGCUCCAGUUUGUUCGCGAGUUUACGCCUUCGGCUGACGAUGCGGAUGGGCAAUCAGAGAGUUACCUCACUGGUGUUGCUGUUGACAGUCAACGAGUAGCAGUCGCUGACAGGGGGAGAAAGCUCAUCAGUGUCCACAACCUGGACGGAUCAUUGAUUUCAAGUAUCUCGAAUAGCAUGGUUGACUAUUACUUGGCAAUAAGCAAUUUUGGCUGUUUAGUCUUCGCAAACUUCGAGGGCCAAAGUUUUUUUUGCGUUAACUUUGAAGGUAAAGAGAUGUUUAGUGUCAAGACAUUCGUGAAUGGCAAAGCUGCUAAGCCAGCUGGUGUCCUGUGCGAUGAUGAUGAGACCAUCUAUGUUGUUGUUCAUCCUGGAAAAAGGGAAGACUCUGAAGUGCAGCGAUACGAUUCAAAUGGUGCACUUGUAGCAACGGUAGCUCAAGGUUGUUCAAUCCGUUAG